Molecule: messenger RNA, 839 nt
Organism: Cajanus cajan (pigeon pea)
Lineage: Eukaryota; Viridiplantae; Streptophyta; Magnoliopsida; Fabales; Fabaceae
Molecular function (GO): protein binding
Source: RefSeq, a predicted model, not a curated record
UACUGACAUGGUUUAUUUUGCUUGAGACACGACACGAGUUCCUUAUCAGAAGGUGAAGCGGAAAUCUGGGUAGGUAAUAAUGGUGACAGAGGCUAUGCUGCAGCUGGGUAUCUUAAUCCUAACCCUAUCACUCUUCUUCAUCAUGCACAAUAUCCGCAACCAAAUAACCCGACCCACAAACCGAACCCGAACUCGCAACAAUAACCGCCAACCCGACCCCAACCGCCACCUGGCCCAAGCAUCGCGCCACCUGGCCCGAGCCCGAUCCACCUCGCACCGAGCCCACCACGCCAAGACCGCCCUCAUGGAAACCGACCGGGCCCUCUCCGUCUGGCCCAGGGACCCGUGGGCCCACAUCCUCCGCGCCCAGGCCCUCCAGCUGAUGGGGCACCGCGCCGCCGCGAUUAAGUCCCUUGACGCCGCCCUCUCCUCGCCAGCGGCCAAGUCCCUCUCCGCCGCGGAGCGCGCCGGGGCGCUGGUGAGGAGGGCGGAGCUGAAGGUGGGCGUGAAUCGGCGGCGGCGAGUUGACUCGGGCAUAGAGGAUUUGGUGGAAGCGGUGGGACUGAGUGGGAAUGACUCGGAGGCGCUGUGUCUGCUGGGGAAGUGUUACGAAUGGAAAGGAAUGAAAUCGGAGGCUGAGGAUGCGUUCCAGAAGGUUCUUGAAAUUGACCCCGAUUCGGAGGAAGCUCGAACUGGCUUGGAUCGAUUACGACUUCUUUCGGAUCAAAAAUUAUGAUUAUUCAUUUUUUUUUUUUGGUUAUUAUUCGUAUUUGUAUUACUUUCGGUUCAUCUUUUGCGAUUCCGAUGUAUAAAAAAGAUUUUUGUUUGGACUUUGAUUA